UCGCAGCACCAGAUCCCUCAGGCGCGUGUCCAGCGAUGGCGAAUUACAUCCACGUCCCCGAGGGCGCGCCAGUCGUCCCGAAACUCAACGUCACCGUCGACGAGCACGACCACAGACCCGGAGCGCUGCAACUGAUAAAAGAAAUCCGACCCAACUGGAAACCCACAGAAGUCGAAAUGAAGUCCUUCACCGACGGCAUCACCAACAAGCUGAUUGGCUGCUACAUUGGCAGUGCCCUGCAGGACGUGGUCCUGGUGCGGAUCUACGGCCACAAGACGGAGUUGUUUGUGGACCGCGAGAACGAGGUGAAGAGUUUCCUGGUCCUUCAGGCGCACCGCUGUGCUCCGCACCUCUACUGUACUUUCAACAAUGGCCUCUGCUACCAGUUCCUCGAAGGCAUGGUCCUGGAGCCGGAGCAUAUCCGCAACCCUGGAAUUUUCAGGCUGAUUGCACGGCAGCUGGCAAAGUACCAUGCCAUUCACGCCCACAACGGCUGGGUGCCACAGUCAGACCUUUGGCUGAAGAUGGGAAAGUUCCUCUCCCUGGUCCCCACCCGCUUCGAGGAUCCAGCCAAGAACCAGAGGCUGAUCAGCGCAGUGCCCAGUGUUGCCUGUCUGCAGGACGAGCUUGUGUGGCUACAGCACAGUCUCUCCCAGCUGGCUUCUCCCGUCGUGCUCUGUCACAAUGACCUGCUGUGCAAAAACAUCAUCUAUCGGUCAGCAGGAGGAAAUGUCAAAUUCAUUGACUACGAAUACGCUGGCUACAAUUACCAAGCCUAUGACAUUGGGAACCACUUCAACGAAUUUGCAGGUCUGAACGAGGUGGACUACAGCCUGUAUCCUGGGCGGAGCCUACAGCUGCAGUGGCUCAAGGCAUACCUAGAGGCGUAUAAGGAAUACAAGGAUCAGUCCACCGAGGUGACUGACAGUGAAGUGGAGCUUCUGUACGUGCAGGUCAACCGCUUUGCCCUGGCGUCUCAUUUCUUCUGGGCUCUGUGGGCCUUGAUUCAGGCUCAGUAUUCCACCAUUGACUUUGAUUUCUUGGGAUAUGCAGUUCUUCGCUUUAGCCAGUACUUCAAGAUGAAACCAGAGGUCACAGCACUGAGCCUUCCGGAAUAAUCUUUCAUCCUGUGCUUUGUGCUACUCGUCGGAGAAGGACUGUGGUGGACGUGGGCAGUACCAACCAGGCUGUUCCAUAUGCAGAAGACUGAACACAUUAUCCUAGGAAAAACAAACACCCAGAAACAGCUUUCUGUUCAGCACCUUCUCGAUCCACUUUUUAGUUUUGUUGACAUGCUGAGACCAGCCGCGUCCACACUGUUUAAAGACUGUCAGGGACCUGACGGCGCAACUAAAACAGGAAGUACAGACAAACUGAGGUUCGUGUCAGUAGUUGCUCUGAGCACAGAGUGGUGGGUUUUUAAUUCCUUGCCUGACUCUAUAGAAGAGAUUGGGACCAUCAGAAAGCUCAGAGACCAAGACCCCCCCCCCCCCCCCCGGUCCUGUGUCGUGCACAGCUGCAGCUCAGACACUCACUGGUUGGCUUCUCCUGUUUUGUUUAUUUCAGAAUAACAUUUCCUGUGCCAUCCUGCCAUUACCACACCGUCUCCGACGUUGCUUAGAGGUAGCAAUGAUUUUUAGAAGCGCCAGCAGCUGUUGUCUUUGAGAUGAAACCUACACCAAAGUGCAGAGGUUUUUCGUUUUCCACUCUAAUAAUGUAUGAUGGUUACUUUCAUUUUACACCGAUGUAAGCGGUUUGUAUAGGUUUUGUUUGCAUGUUUGUUGUGAAGAAAUAGUGAAUCGCUUGUUUGUGCGCGUGUAACCCGAUCGCCUUAAUGAGGAGAGCAGCGGAGUGCGCCUCGGCGCUGUUGUGCGGUGACGUCUCCUAUGUGACUACGGUGAGAGCGUAGAGAAAACAUUGGUCCCAAUACUGCUUCAAAAGCCACAAAGUUAAGACUUGCAUUAAAGAUGCUGUAAGUGAUUUUUUAAAAAUAGGAACAUUUAAACAAACUUUACAUUCUGAUAGCUAUUGCUAACAUAUCUGUUGUGAUUUAAAAAAAAGUCUGACUGUACUGAGAUUUGUAAUCACCAUCUAACGUCAACACAAUACAAUGGCACUAAGCAUCAGAACCCACCUCCUCAAAGAGGCGGUCCUCCCUGCCUGUCAGUCAUUUUGUGUGCAUGUUUUGGAGGAAGGUUUGGCUGGAGAGGGUGGUAUUGACUUCUUUUUUGGUGAAGUCUGGCAGAAAUUAGAGCUUUAAAAUCAGUUCCAGCAUCUCUAAGACAUGUCUUGUACUAACACAGCUGCUAUCUGGAUCAGAAUGAAUCAUUUUAGACUUUUUUGUUGGUCCAAUUCAAAAUUGGAUAUAUUUAUUUCUGGGUCUUGGAGACCAUUCCCAAACUUCCGAUAUCCCAAGCGGUUUCUCUACUGUCUUCACAAUUGACCAUGGUGUACAUAUAGAUGUAUUGAUACUGUGAAUAGCAGCUCUCCAGAUAAAGACCUGUUUGUAAAUGUACAGACCACACGUCCAAGUUUCUUACAAAUAACCAAGUCAGGUUCUUAAAGUGAGUUUUUUGUUUGUUUUUUAGCAGUGCACUUAUGCGUUCUAAAAGAAAAAUGUCACGAUACACUUAUGUUCUCUGAAAUCACUUUGAAGCAAAUAAGUUGAUUACAUUAGCCAGAAAGACGUUUUCUGUUUCUUUAUAGUGUUGUUAGGAUGUUCUGUUGAAACUGAUACAAUGCUAGUGACAAACACCCCAUGCCAACAUCCACUACCAUGUAGUAUAUGUGUAUAUGUACAUCUUAUAAUAAAUGUAAUAUCUUUGCUUGUGUCUUAUGAGUAACUGUACGAAGGUGAGAUUUUCUUUUUUUAAUGAAAUACUGUCAAAUAAAAUGUAGUUACCUGGAAAAUGAUGAAAACGUGGGAUGUGGGGUCGAAUUUUAGAUUCUGUAUUUACCUCUUCUGACUGAAAAUAAAAGUCUAAGUCUAA
This is a messenger RNA of Electrophorus electricus (electric eel), 2990 nucleotides long. RefSeq names its product ethanolamine kinase 1 (gene etnk1). Gene Ontology annotation, molecular function: ethanolamine kinase activity. NCBI's taxonomy places the organism in Eukaryota, Metazoa, Chordata, Actinopteri, Gymnotiformes, Gymnotidae. The record is from RefSeq and is a predicted model, not a curated record. Gene Ontology annotation, biological process: phosphatidylethanolamine biosynthetic process. Gene Ontology annotation, cellular component: cytoplasm.